AUGCCGGGAACUGUAGUGCCGGCGGCUGGAAGCCUGGCCCUAUCCCAGAGUUGCUGCUGGAGGGGAGACCCGUUCGCAACCGAGCCCAAAGAGGCGGCGGCCCUUAGCCUGUCCCCCAGGAUCUCGCUCCCCCCUACCGAGCUCCCUGGGUCCCCUCCUGCCCCAUACCACCAACCCGUACGGGGCUGGCCACUGGAUGGCCACCAACAGCACAUGAGGCGCCCCGGAAGGCUGGGGAGGCCAGUGGGGUCAGCCCACCCAGUGCUUGAUUUGUGCCGGGUCCGAGCCCCGGGCUUGGCUGAUCACAGCCGGGCACUUCCGGCUUGGCGCAUCAGUUAUGGAUUUAAAUAUAUUGCUUUAGCCCAGCCCCUCUUCCAUUACACACAAAGCCUGGGCAAGGCCGGAGCUCGCGGGGAGUUCAUCCUGGAAGAUAUCUUGCUGCUGAGGGUGACCUGGGAAGCAAGGGAGGGUCUUCUACUGCAAUGCGGCUUCCACCCUGGCCCAUAUGCAGCUUGCCUGUGUGCAGCAAUGGUCCCCCCACCCCUCAAAGCACAGUGGCGCAGACAUGUUAGCCUGACUGGGACAAGGACCACGGUGGCUCUCCCACGAAACCUGCGCAAGUGCAUUGCCCAAGUUCUGGAUGAGACCUUUGAAGAGAUCACUGAGGCCGAUUACCGCGAUGUGAGAGAGCACAUCAACGCCCUAUUCUGCAUCUAGGCACGCAUGCAGCCCUAACCCUCCU
Caretta caretta (loggerhead turtle) is the source of this 742-nucleotide messenger RNA. The record is from RefSeq and is a predicted model, not a curated record. Lineage: Eukaryota; Metazoa; Chordata; Testudines; Cheloniidae.